Molecule: messenger RNA, 1872 nt
Organism: Gavia stellata (red-throated loon)
Lineage: Eukaryota; Metazoa; Chordata; Aves; Gaviiformes; Gaviidae
Gene: GALNT6
Product: polypeptide N-acetylgalactosaminyltransferase 6
Exons: 10
Coding region: 1-1872 (623 amino acids)
Cellular component (GO): Golgi apparatus
Source: RefSeq, a predicted model, not a curated record
AUGAGGCUCUUCCGGAGACGCUACAGCCCCUUGAAGGUGGCUUUGGUGGGCGCCGUCUUCGUCAUCUUCGUCUUCAUCCUGCAGAAGGACGUGGGGAACAAGGACCCGAGCGAGGAACCCUGGUUGAAGAACAUCGUCCAGGGGAAGGACCAAGUCCUCGACCUGAUGCUGGGAGCGGUCAACAACAUCCGAGACUCGAUGCCGAAGCUGCAGAUCGGCGCUCCGGUUCGGCAGGAGGAACCGCCGUCCGGCGCUCGCUCCUGCCUCCCCGGCGUCUACACGGCGGCGGAGCUCCGGCCGCUGAUGGAGAGACCCCCCCAAGACCCCGCCAGCCCCGGAGCCGAUGGCAAAGCCUUCAAGAAGGAUCAAUGGACGCCCGAGGAGACGAAGGAGAAGGAGCGAGGUUACGAGAAGCAUUGCUUCAACGCCUUCGCCAGCGACCGCAUCUCCCUCCAGCGAGCGCUGGGACCCGACAGCCGCCCGCCGGAGUGCAUCGACCAGAAAUUCAAGCGGUGCCCCCCCCUGCCCACCACCAGCGUCGUCAUCGUCUUCCAUAACGAAGCUUGGUCGACGCUGCUGCGGACGGUGUACAGCGUCCUGCACACCUCCCCGGCCCUCCUGCUGAAGGAGAUCAUCUUGGUGGACGAUGCCAGCACGGAUGACUACCUGAAGGACGAGCUGGAUCGCUACGUGGAGCAGCUCCAGAUCGUGCGAGUCGUGCGGCAGGAGGAGCGGAAAGGGCUGAUCACGGCGCGGCUGCUGGGGGCCAGCGUGGCCAGCGGGGAGGUCCUGACCUUCCUGGAUGCCCACUGUGAGUGUUUUCACGGCUGGCUGGAGCCCCUCUUAUCCCGCAUCGCCGAAGAGCCCACAGCCGUCGUAAGCCCUGACAUCGCCACCAUCGAUCUCAACACCUUCGAGUUCUCCAAGCCCGUCCAGAACGGCAAACAGCACAGCCGGGGCAACUUCGACUGGAGCCUGACUUUCGGCUGGGAGGUCGUCCCGCCCCGGGAGAGGCAGCGGAGGAAGGAUGAGACCUUCCCCAUCAAGUCCCCGACCUUCGCCGGUGGCCUCUUCGCCAUCUCCAGGUCCUACUUCGAGCACAUCGGCUCCUACGACGAUCAGAUGGAGAUCUGGGGGGGCGAGAACGUGGAAAUGUCCUUCAGGGUCUGGCAGUGUGGGGGUCAAGUCGAGAUCAUCCCUUGCUCCGUCGUGGGUCACGUCUUCCGCUCCAAGAGCCCCCACACCUUCCCCAAGGGCACCCAGGUCAUCUCCAGGAACCAGGUCCGCCUGGCCGAGGUCUGGAUGGACGACUACAAGGAGAUCUUCUACAGGAGGAACCAGCAAGCCGCUCAGAUGGCCAGAGAGAAGACGUAUGGUGACAUUACAGACCGGCGCAAGCUGAGGGAGCAGCUCCACUGCAAGAACUUCACCUGGUACCUCCAGACUGUCUACCCGGAGAUGUUCGUUCCCGACCUGACUCCAACUUUUUACGGUGCGAUAAAAAACGAGGGCACCAAGAGCUGCCUGGAUGUCGGUGAGAACAACCACGGUGGGAAACCACUCAUCAUGUACCCCUGCCACGGGAUGGGGGGCAACCAGUAUUUUGAGUACACGAGCCAGCGGGAGCUGCGGCACAACAUCGGGAAGGAGCUCUGCUUGCGGGCGGGCUUGGGCUCGGGCUCGGCCCAGCUGGGCGACUGCCAGUACCGAGGGAAGCCCGGGCGGGUGCCAGCCAGCGAGGAGUGGGACCUGGCGCAGGACUGGCUGAUUAAAAACCCGGCCACCGGUACGUGCUUGACGGCACGAGGGAAGCACCCGGCGAUGGUUCCCUGCAACGUAGCGGACCCCCACCAGCGCUGGUCCUUCACCUAG